GUCAAAAUUUGGUUCUGAAUCAAACGAUCGAAACCCAGUUCUCUCAGAUCUCUGUUCGACCAUUCUCUGAUCCCUCUGGCUGAAAUCAAACCAUAAACAUUCGGCAAUCCGCUCGCGACAUUGAGUAUUCCCUUGCGAAUUCUUCAGUCUCAACAUGCCAGUAAAUGAAGAGCCCAUUCUAUCAAACAAUGGGACUUCAACUCUCCAGCUACCACUUUCCCAGCAAAAGCGCUUGUACUGGUGGCUCUUACUGGCUCUUAACAUAAUUUUUCUUCUUGUUGGUCAAGCUGCUGCUGUCCUUUUGGGAAGAUUUUAUUACGACAAAGGUGGAAAUAGUACAUGGAUGGCCACUCUUGUUCAAACAGCUGCUUUCCCUGUCCUUUUCAUUCCUUAUUUUUUCCUUCAAUCCUCGGAAGAAUCUUCAAAUGUGUUAAACCUGCCUUCCAUUAUUACCCUAUCACUAAUCUAUAUUGUCAUUGGAAGUCUCAUUGCUGGAGACAACAUGCUCUAUUCUGUUGGACUAUUAUAUCUAUCUGCCUCUACUUAUUCUCUCAUUUGCGCCACACAGUUAGCCUUCAACGCUAUUUCCUCUUACUUCAUCAAUCACCAAAAGUUCACUGCUUUAAUUUUUAAUUCUGUAGUUAUUCUUUCAUUAUCCGCUUCUCUCAUUGCAGUCAAUGAUAAUUCGAAUGAACCUUCAGGAGUCCCUAAGGGUAAAUAUAUCCUGGGGAUCGUAACCACUCUUUCAGCUUCUGCUAUGUACUCUGUUUUGCUUUCCCUCAUGCAGCUAACAUUCCAGAAGGUUCUAAAGAAGGAAACAUUUUCUGUGGUUUUGGAAAUGCAAAUUUAUACAUCAGUUGUGGCUACUUGUGUUUCCAUUGUAGGACUUUUCGCAAGCGGCGAAUGGAAGACUUUAAGGGGGGAAAUGGACGGUUUCACUACUGGAAAACUUUCUUACAUCAUGACUUUGGUUUGGACGGCUGUGGCAUGGCAACUUUGUUCUGUCGGUGUUGUAGGUUUGAUCUAUGUAGUCUCCUCUCUUUUCUCCAACGUUAUUAGUACUCUUUCCUUGGCCGUUACUCCUAUUGCAUCUCUUAUCGUCUUCCAAGACAAGAUGAAUAGUGUGAAAAUAAUUGCAAUGCUGAUGUCAUUUUGGGGUUUCGCUUCUUACAUAUAUCAGAACUAUCUUGAUGAUAUUAAGGCUAGGAAAACAAAAGCUGAUGCUAAUGAUGCCUCUACCAGUUCUUGUUGCUGAUAAUUUUGAUUGGCAGGUCGAGUCGAUCCAAAAGAUUGCGUAAGACCUUGUGUUAUAGAAUUUAUCGACUAUUCUUCUCUCAUUGUAAAUGCCUUCUCCCUUGGUUAUAUAGAUUCUACAUUUGAUAUGUUAUUUUUAUCGUCCCCUGCUGAAAGUUAUUUUCUUGGAGCGGAACAUGGAUAUAUGUUUGAAAUUCAAUAGAAUGCUUAUUUUUAAUGAGUGCUUAUUGUUUUGUGCC
This is a messenger RNA of Olea europaea var. sylvestris, 1493 nucleotides long. RefSeq names its product probable purine permease 11. Bases 155 to 1255 code for a protein of 366 amino acids. NCBI's taxonomy places the organism in Eukaryota, Viridiplantae, Streptophyta, Magnoliopsida, Lamiales, Oleaceae. Gene Ontology annotation, cellular component: membrane. Gene Ontology annotation, molecular function: purine nucleoside transmembrane transporter activity. The record is from RefSeq and is a predicted model, not a curated record. The transcript has 2 exons.